CAAAAAAAUGUCAGAGGAUCUGCCAUAUGAAGUGAGAAGGGCUCAAGAAAUAAAUCAUUUAUUUGGUCCAAAAGACAGUGAAGAUUCCUAUGACAUCAUUUUUGACCUUCACAAUACUACUUCUAACAUGGGAUGCACUCUUAUUCUUGAAGAUUCCAGGAAUGACUUUUUAAUUCAGAUGUUUCAUUACAUUAAGACUUCUUUGGCUCCGUUACCCUGCUAUAUUUAUCUUAUUGAGCAUCCUUCCCUUAAAUAUGCAACCACUCGUUCUAUAGCCAAGUAUCCUGUUGGUAAGUCAUAUUUCACAUUGUCACAACUAAACAAAUUUGACAUUCAAUCUGCAACUGUAUGUCUUCACUUUUUGGUUAUUGUUCUUCCCUUAAAGUAUGAACUUCCUUUUUUCAGUUGCCAUUUUAUACAUUUUGUUUUUGCCUUAGGGAAAGAAUUUCCCCCUUGUGCUAUUGAAGUCUAUAAAAUAAUGGAGAAAGUUGAUUAUCCCAGGAAUGAAAAUGGAGAAAUUGCUGCUAUUAUCCACCCUAAUCUGCAGGAUCAAGACUGGAAACCACUGCGCCCUGAGGAUCCUGUGUUUUUAACUCUUGAUGGAGAGACAAUUCCAUUAGGUGGAGACUGUACUGUGUACCCGACGUUUGUAAAUGAGGCCGCGUAUUAUGAAAAGAAAGAAGCUUUUGCCAAGACAACUAUACUAACACUCAAGGCAAAAAGUAUUCGCUCCUCUUUACAUUAGACAUCACUUCUGGUUCACUUGUUAGGCGAUAUCUUGAAAAGCUCCACUAGUCUGUAAGCCCCCAAAGGGCAGGGUUGCGCUGGAUUUAAUGUGCCUUAUUCAUAUCCCCAGCACCUGCUUCAGGGCCUUGUACACAGUGGGCAUUUGGGCAAAUUCUUGAAUGAAUUAAUUAAUUAAUGGAUAUCUUUUAAAGGUAGCAUAUUGUGUACAUAGCUUAUUCAAAGAGGUGUAUUUCUUAUUUCUGUAAAGCUUUUUAUACAUUAUACUUUGAUUGUUUAACAUUCUUAAUAAAGUUUUUAAAUUCAAAUUUUUAAGUUGAAAUAGAUACUAUAUACAAAAACUUAUUAACUUGAGCAUAAAAUUAAAUAUAUUUUCAAGCAAUGUAUAAUGCUACUAGAAACCAAUGUUGCAGACUUACAGUUUUUAAAUUUUCCAUAUUUGGACAUAUUUUGAUCCCAUACAAAAAUCCAGCCUAUGAACUUUAAUUGUAAUAUCAAUAAGAGAUUUUUAAAUGCUCUUUUGAAGAUUAAAUGUGAAUGAGAAAUGAGGGCUGAUUGUAAAGGUGACAUUAUGAAUAAAUAAAAAUCUCUGAA
Molecule: messenger RNA, 1338 nt
Organism: Myotis brandtii (Brandt's bat)
Lineage: Eukaryota; Metazoa; Chordata; Mammalia; Chiroptera; Vespertilionidae
Gene: ASPA
Product: aspartoacylase
Exons: 4
Molecular function (GO): hydrolase activity, acting on ester bonds
Source: RefSeq, a predicted model, not a curated record